Labrus bergylta (ballan wrasse) is the source of this 2024-nucleotide messenger RNA. NCBI's taxonomy places the organism in Eukaryota, Metazoa, Chordata, Actinopteri, Labriformes, Labridae. The record is from RefSeq and is a predicted model, not a curated record.
UACACCCUUACCUAUCUAAAAGAUCCAUCUCCAACAAUUGGACAGGCUACAAUUGACAUACGCCCACUUCAACAGGACCUACCCAUUGAUUCAGUAUGGAAAUUUACACUGUCACCAUUUGAUACAUAGUUCAAAUAAAUUGCACUGUGGAGUUUUAAUCAAUACUUAACAGAUUUGUUGUUCUUAGGAAAGCUCGGGACAUGCCUCUGGUCCAGAAGGAGGUUCCCUUCUCUGAAAUGAAACUGCACCGAGCUAACUGGGAUGGCUAUGCACUUGUUAAAGAUAUAUAAGAAUUACAUAUUCAUUUUUCAAUAAGAAAUGUCUUUUUAGUUUUUGUGCACACAGAUGAGAGGAAAUGACUAUAACAUUUUCUGAACUUCAAGGACCCCCAUGCAGGAAACACAUAGAGAAGGAGAGGGAGACCGUGGUGAGGAGAAUGAUAGAGAGCCACCCACUGACAGGGACAGCGUUCCAGUGAGGCCUGAAACAUCUGUAGAGAGUGAAGUAGAACCAGUAGUGAUUGAAAACUGGAAGAUUAUUAAAGAACCAACUCUGGCUGCCCAAGUUUUCAAAGAUAAUCUACUAAGUGAACAUGCAACCGGGAAGCCUCUUAAACUGAAAAUGGAUGUAAGGGAGCGUGAGGAGGACAGGGAACGGGCACUUCUCUCAUUCUAUAAACAGCAACAGGAAUGGGCAUGUCCACUUCAUUGUACCCUUGAUGUUUUAUAGGUGAUGCUGCUGUUGGACAGGGAGUGAUGCGGUACUUUCUGACAACAAUAAUAUCCAAACUCCAGUUUGGAUUCAGAAUGAAUCUUGGAGGAGUGGGCCAAACUCUGCUAUUUGAAGGUGAGCCUGACCAUCUCGUUCCAGCUGCAUCAGAGGUGCUUAUUGAGAGCAACCUCUUCCGGGUUGCAGGAAGGAUGAUAGCCCACUCCUUUUUGCAUGAUGGCCCCCAUGUCACCGGAUUAAGUCCUGCUGUUAUUCAUGUACUGUUCAAUGGGGACCCUGAAAUGGCAACAAUUGUUGUCGAGGACUGUCCUGAUCUGCACAUCAGGAGUAUUAUAACAAUGCUUGAACUUGAAGAACUUACUCAGGAACAGAAGGACACAGUGUCAGAUCUUUCCCUGUCUUGGGAUCUCCCAGCAGUCACUAAAACGAAUCAGAGGUGGCUACAUAACAAACUUCUAGUACACGCGGUCAUCGGGAGGACCAUGCGCCAAAUUAAACAGUUGAGAAAGGGAUUGAAAGAUGUGAUGCUAUGGCCCCUGCUGACAUCAAGGCCAGAUGUUGUCCCACUUCUUUUUCUGAAAAUGGCAGGAAUGCAGUUUGUACCCCAGAUGUUCCUAGACAAAAUCACAUGGCCUGUGGAGGACAGUGAUGAUGAAGAACUUGACAUUGAGUGCAAGUGCCGCAUCACUGGUUUUCUACGGAUGUUCAUUGAAACAGCUUCAUCAGAUACUCUGGCUCAGUUGCUGAAGUUCUGGGUCGGCUGGGAAAUGCUCCCUCCAGAACUCAAAGUGGAGUUUUCCGGGGGAACCUUCCCAUCAUCCUCCACAUGCUUUGAAACACUGAAGCUGCCAGCUCAUUACAACACCUACAAAGACUUUGAGGAAGCACUUGUUGCUGCCAUAGACAGUGCACACACUGGAUUUGCUCUUGUUUAAGUAUUUUCAGGCAAUGAUGUUGCUGUGCUUUUAUUCAGUAGAAAAAGGUCAAUUUGAGUGAAGUGAGUUCAGUGUUUUUCUAACAUUUCAAAUACAGUGCAGUAUUUUCUUUCCCUGAAAAUGACACUGCUUUGUUGUUGCUCUUCUGUCAACUGUUUGAUACUUCAGUGUGCAUCACCUUGCUGUCCUUGCCUGUUGUCAUUGGCUACAUGAGGUUGUUGAAAUAUCUCUUGAUGCUAGAAAAAUUGGUUUUAUUUGCAUUAAAACAGCAUAUUAUUAUUUCAGAUUUUUAUUGACAAAUCAAGUUAACUAAUUCAUGAGUGACAUUUGCACAAUAAAUAAAAUAAAAGGCCUGCUUAA